GAAAGUCCACAACAGCCAUCCUCACCAGGGUAAUACUUCAGCUUUCUGGCAUUAAGGACCUAGGGCAUAAUCCUGCAGGUUUGAGCUAUCUGGAAGAUGAAGCCCUGGCUGCAGUUGGUGUUCUUUACCUGUAUUUUCUUGAUCUGGCACGCAGAAGCAGAGUUCUUCACCUCCAUAGGUCAGAUGACAGACCUGAUUUAUGCGGAGAAAGACUUGGUACAAUCUUUAAAGGAGUAUAUCCGAGCAGAAGAGAACAAGCUCUCUCAGAUUAAAAGCUGGGCUGAAAAAAUGGAUGUACUGACUAGCAAGUCAGCCUCUGAUCCAGAAGGGUAUCUGGCACAUCCUGUAAAUGCAUAUAAGCUGGUGAAGCGUUUAAAUACUGACUGGCUGGAAUUGGAAAACCUAGUUCUUCAGGAUACAACAAAUGGCUUUAUUGCAAAUCUUACAAUUCAGCGUCAGUUUUUUCCAACUGAAGAAGAUGAGACUGGAGCUGCGAAGGCUCUGAUGCGCCUGCAGGACACAUACAAACUGGAUCCUGAAACUCUCUCUCGAGGAAACUUACCAGGAACAAAAUAUAGAUCAUCUUUGACAGUAGGUGACUGCUUUGGUAUGGGGAAGACUGCUUACAAUGAUGGAGACUACUAUCACACAGUACUGUGGAUGGAACAAGCUUUAAAACAACACGAUGAGGGCGAGGAUACAACAGUCAGCAAAGUGGAGAUCCUAGAUUAUCUCAGCUAUGCUGUUUUCCAGUUUGGGGAUUUACACAGAGCAAUGGAACUUACUAGACGUCUGAUAUCCCUUGACAGUACUCAUGAGAGAGCAGGCAGUAAUCUGCGGUACUUUGAGAAGUUGCUAGAGAAGGAGAGAGAGGAGGAGGAGAAAGAGAAAUCGAUAAACAAGACCAUGACAACGACAGAACCAGUGGUGCAAGGUGGCGCUUAUGAGAGGCCUCUCGACUACUUGCCGGAGCGUGACAUCUAUGAGGCCCUUUGCAGAGGUGAAGGGGUAAAAAUGACACCUCGAAGACAGAAAAGGCUGUUUUGUAGGUACCAUGAUGGAAACAGAAACCCUCACCUGCUCAUAGCUCCCUUUAAGGAAGAAGAUGAAUGGGAUAGCCCUCAUAUUGUACGAUAUUAUGAUGUCAUGUCUGAUGAAGAAAUUGAGAAAAUUAAACAACUAGCUAAGCCAAGGCUGGCACGAGCCACAGUACGUGAUCCCAAAACCGGUGUCCUUACAGUGGCUAGCUACAGGGUAUCAAAAAGCUCGUGGUUGGAGGAAGAUGAUGAUCCUGUUGUGGCCAAGGUGAAUCAACGAAUGCAGCAGAUCACAGGGUUAACAGUGAAAACAGCUGAACUAUUGCAGGUUGCCAACUAUGGAAUGGGAGGGCAGUAUGAGCCACACUUUGAUUUUUCUAGGCGACCCUUUGACAGCACACUCAAAUCGGAAGGAAAUAGGCUAGCGACGUUUCUUAACUAUAUGAGUGAUGUAGAAGCUGGAGGAGCUACAGUUUUCCCAGACUUUGGAGCAGCAAUAUGGCCCAAGAAGGGAACAGCAGUGUUUUGGUACAAUCUUUUCAGAAGUGGUGAGGGUGAUUAUAGAACAAGGCAUGCAGCUUGUCCAGUACUAGUAGGGUGUAAAUGGGUUUCAAACAAAUGGUUUCACGAAAGAGGAAAUGAAUUCUUAAGACCCUGUGGGAGAACAGAGGUUGACUGAAACCCAACCUGCUGCAGGCCUUUGUUUCUCUGUCUCCUUUUCUACUGUUCGUUCUUCCAGUUCAUUUCUAAGAAAUGAUCCAUCUUUUUCUCCCAAGAGUCCUGGCACUUUACCCAAAAAGGACAACAAAAUAUGUAACACCUAUGAAAGAAAGUAAAUGGCAUUGUACACAUACUUGUGUUUUGGUUGCUGUUAUUUCCAUGUUCCCCCUGCCAUCCUCUGCCCUCCCUUCUGCCCUCCCAGCUUUCUCUGUAGUAGUGGUGCGAACAGUGCUGUGGGCGAUUCAGUAUGUUUGGGUGCCUGGUCUUGUGCCUUCUGUACCUCAGAAGAUUUAGAUGUUAAAUAUUUCUUUGAACCAAAGUGUUUUUUUAAAGUUUUGUGUACAUGUUGAUUAUAUUGUAUUUCUAUGGAUCACAAAUUUUGAAACAAAAAUAAAUGUUCUUUC
Haliaeetus leucocephalus (bald eagle) is the source of this 2161-nucleotide messenger RNA. It is a transcript of the gene P4HA2, whose product is annotated as prolyl 4-hydroxylase, alpha polypeptide II. Gene Ontology annotation, molecular function: procollagen-proline 4-dioxygenase activity; protein binding; L-ascorbic acid binding. Gene Ontology annotation, cellular component: endoplasmic reticulum. The transcript has 15 exons. Gene Ontology annotation, biological process: peptidyl-proline hydroxylation to 4-hydroxy-L-proline. The record is from RefSeq and is a predicted model, not a curated record. NCBI's taxonomy places the organism in Eukaryota, Metazoa, Chordata, Aves, Accipitriformes, Accipitridae. The coding region runs from base 97 to 1716 and encodes 539 amino acids.